Messenger RNA from Antrostomus carolinensis (chuck-will's-widow), 1562 nucleotides. It is a transcript of the gene ALDH9A1, whose product is annotated as aldehyde dehydrogenase 9 family member A1. Lineage: Eukaryota; Metazoa; Chordata; Aves; Caprimulgiformes; Caprimulgidae. The transcript is spliced from 10 exons. The record is from RefSeq and is a predicted model, not a curated record. Gene Ontology annotation, molecular function: oxidoreductase activity, acting on the aldehyde or oxo group of donors, NAD or NADP as acceptor. Bases 88 to 1371 code for a protein of 427 amino acids.
GUGCUAUGCAAGCUGCUCUGCUCAGGGGAGAAGGAGGUGGAUCUGGCUGUGCAGAGUGCAAAGGCUGCCUUUCAAAUAUGGAGUCAGAUGUCUGGCAUGGAGCGGAGCAGGGUGAUGCUGGAGGCCGCCAGAAUUAUUCGGGAGCAGAGAGAAGAAAUUGCCACCUUGGAAACUGUCAACAAUGGGAAAUCCAUCUUUGAAGCCAGAGUGGACAUCGACAUAUCCUGGCAGUGCCUGGAGUAUUACGCGGGACUGGCGGGAUCUCUAGCUGGUGAACACAUCCAGCUUCCUGGGGGAUCCUUUGGGUACACUCGGAGAGAGCCCCUCGGGGUGUGUGUUGGGAUUGGAGCCUGGAAUUACCCUUUCCAGAUUGCCUGCUGGAAGUCUGCCCCGGCCUUGGCUUGUGGCAAUGCGAUGGUCUUCAAGCCCUCUCCCUUCACGCCCGUUUCAGUGGUGAGGUUGGCAGAGAUCUUCACAGAGGCUGGGGUGCCCAAAGGGCUCUUCAACGUUGUGCAGGGUGGAGCGGCCACAGGCCAGUUCCUCUGUCAUCACCCAGAUGUGGCCAAAAUCUCUUUCACUGGCAGUGUGCCAACUGGCAUCAAGAUCAUGGAGAUGGCAUCUAAAGGGAUCAAACCAGUCACCCUGGAGCUGGGGGGCAAAUCCCCCCUUAUCAUCUUUUCAGACUGUGCUUUGGAGAACGCCGUGAACGGAGCCCUCAUGGCCAACUUCCUCACACAGGGCGAGGUAUGCUGCAACGGCACACGGGUGUUUGUGGAGAGGAAGAUACUGGAUGUUUUCACAAAGGAGGUGGUGAAUCGCACCCAGAAGAUUAAAGUUGGAGACCCGCUUCUGGAAGACACACGGAUGGGAGCUCUCAUCAACCGGCCCCACCUGGAUCGUGUCCAGGGCUUUAUCAAGCAGGCAAAGGAGCAGGGGGCACAGGUGCUGUGUGGUGGGGACCUGUAUGUGCCAGAUGACCCAAAGCUGAAGAAUGGCUACUACAUGCGACCCUGUGUGUUAGGGAACUGCACGGAUGACAUGACAUGUGUGAAGGAGGAGAUCUUUGGGCCUGUCAUGUCCAUUCUGCCAUUUGACACGGAGGAGGAGGUUGUGGAGAGAGCAAACAACACUAAAUUUGGCCUGGCAGGUGGUGUCUUCACCAGGGAUAUCCAGAAGGCUCACAGGGUAGUGGCUGCUCUCAAGGCUGGGAUGUGCUUCAUUAACAACUACAACAUCAGCCCUGUGGAGCUGCCUUUCGGAGGAUACAAGGCAUCAGGAUUUGGCAGAGAGAACGGGCGGGCAGCCAUCGAGUACUACUCGCAGCUGAAGACUGUCUGCGUGGAGAUGGGUGAUGUGGAAUCUGUGUUUUAGUGGCUCUGGGGUCUGCUCAAGGGAGCAUCAGCCAGUUCUCACCUGUCAGCCAGAGAUGUGGAUCAUUUACACAGCAAUAAAGUGCUCUAAAAUUGUAAGUGCCUGGGGGGAGUGUAGUUGAAGCAGCACUUAGUCACCCUGCUCCUGCAAGAGGGAAUGUCCCCGCAGGGCUCAGCCUGUGGGCCUGCUCU